AUGGGUGAGAUUGUGGAGGAGUUGAAUCCUCUUGUUGGCGGUAACGAUGGGCAUGAAUUCGAGAAUAUUAGUAAGGCGGAAAUCGUCCUCAAAACCAUUGGCCCUGCACGCCCUUCUCGUCUUCUUGUUCCAUCUUCCAUCAAGGUUUGUGAUUUGAGAGGAUUAGUUGCCAGCAAUGGUCAUUUACCGAUUGAUAAUGUGAGUCUUAUCCUGCGUGGAAAUGUAUUAUGUGAUAUGAAGAAUGGAGAAGAUGUGUACAUUCAACUCAAUGACGGAGAUUCCUUAAUUGUUGCUGUCAAACCAAAGCCACCAGUUCGUGAUGGAUAUGAUGACGAUGACGAUGACGAUCUGAAGUUUAAGCUUCCCCGUUCGUCAAGUUGGUGGAAGAAGAGGCUUUACUCUUUUCUACACGAUAACUUGAAGCUUCCAGAUAUCAUUUUGAUGUUUAUAUUCUCUCUGAGCUUGAAAGCAUGGGCUUUCACAAUCAUGUGGUUUAUCCUGGCACCCAUUGCCCAUAAAUGGGAUCUGGGACCCUUAUAUAUAAUUGCUACGGGCUUUUCUCUAAUUCUCUUUAAUCUCGGAAAGCGCCAAGCUGGUGACGUCAGCGCAUAUUCUAUCUUCAAUGAAGACUUUAGAGAGCUUCCGGGGACCCUUAAUGCAGAUCGUCUUGAUAGAGAUAUAAGAGCAGGACAGUUUUGAACAACCACCUCCCAAAAAGAGGAAAAU
Molecule: messenger RNA, 726 nt
Organism: Neltuma alba
Lineage: Eukaryota; Viridiplantae; Streptophyta; Magnoliopsida; Fabales; Fabaceae
Exons: 7
Coding region: 1-699 (232 amino acids)
Source: RefSeq, a predicted model, not a curated record